Messenger RNA from Carassius gibelio (silver crucian carp), 9016 nucleotides. Its product is annotated as low-density lipoprotein receptor-related protein 8-like. Gene Ontology annotation, molecular function: protein binding; calcium ion binding. The record is from RefSeq and is a predicted model, not a curated record. The transcript has 18 exons. Bases 93 to 3107 code for a protein of 1004 amino acids. Lineage: Eukaryota; Metazoa; Chordata; Actinopteri; Cypriniformes; Cyprinidae.
UCAGAGCACAGGCUGCACAGAGAAGGGAGGCACAGUCUGUAUUGCACAGCCUUUUUAUAUUUUGUAUGAGCACACCGCCUUGAUUUGUGAAGAUGUGGACGACUAUAGGGAAACUGCUGCUUUUACAUAUGAUACUCGUGGGGUGUCUGCUGGUAAACGGAAAUAACCCGGACUGUGAAAGCGGUCAGUUUCAAUGCGGGAAUGGCAGGUGUAUCCCGACUCCAUGGAGAUGUGAUGAUGAUGAUGACUGCUCGGACAACAGCGAUGAGGAGAAUUGCCCAAAAAAGACAUGUGCCACAACAGACUUUGCGUGUAAGAAUGGGCAGUGUGUCCCGGCUCGAUGGAGGUGUGAUGGAGAACCGGAGUGUCCAGAUGGUUCGGAUGAAACAGACUCCACCUGCAGUCGACAGACGUGCCCCCCAGAGAAGUUUGACUGUGGUGGCUCAACAAGCAAAUGUGUGUCAUUGUCAUGGCGCUGCGAUGGUGAACAGGACUGUGAAAAUGGAGCAGAUGAGGAGCAGUGUGCUGCAGAUGCCAAGGCUUGCCCUGCUAAAGAGUUCCAGUGCCAUAAUCGUCUGUGCGUGGCUCCCACGUUUGUCUGUGACGGGGAUGAUGACUGCGGCGACGGCAGCGAUGAGGAGAAGUGCACGGCAGCCACCGCCAGCACCUGCGGGCCGCACGAGUUUCGCUGUAACGACUCCGAGUGUAUCCCAGCGCCAUGGAGCUGCGACGGAGAUCCCGACUGCAGAGACAAGUCGGACGAAUCUUUGGAGCGUUGCAGCCGCAGGACGGAGCCUCAAAAACCCCACUGCACUGCAGGAGAGUUCCGGUGCAGGAGUGGAGAGUGUAUUCACCUCAACUGGAAAUGCGACGGAGAUGUAGACUGCAAGGACAAGUCUGAUGAGACCAACUGUCCUGUGCUGACCUGUCGUCCUGAUGAGUUCCAGUGCGGCGACGGCUCCUGCAUUCACGGCACUAAACAAUGUAACAAAGUGCACGACUGUCCAGAUUUCAGCGACGAGGCUGGCUGCAUCAACAAAACCACCAAAUGUGAAGGUCUGCUGAAGUUCAUGUGUAAGAGCGGGGAAUGUAUCGACAGCAGUAAAGUGUGCGACAGUCUCAAGGACUGCAAGGACUGGUCUGAUGAGCCUGUGAAGGAGUGCGGUCUGAAUGAAUGUGCCAUUAACAAUGGAGGCUGCUCUCACAUAUGUAAGGACCGGCAGAUCGGCUAUGAGUGUGAAUGUCCCUCGGGCUACAAGCUCCUGGACAAGAAGACUUGUGGAGACAUAGACGAAUGUGAGAACCCUGACGCCUGCAGUCAAAUAUGUAUCAACCUCAAAGGCGACUACAAAUGUGAAUGCUAUGAGGGUUACGAGAUGGACCCGGUUACCAAGACAUGUAAAGCAGUGGGUAAGAGCCCUUAUCUUAUGUUUACUAACCGCCAUGAGAUCCGACGCAUUGACCUGCUGAAGAAGGACUAUACGCAGGUAGUGCCAAUCCUGAAGAACGCCGUGGCCCUAGAUGUGGACGUGAACACCAACAAGAUGUACUGGUGUGACCUCUACCAUCGCAAGAUCUUCAGCGCAUACAUCAACAAAGCCAGCGAUGCUUCUCAGCAGAUCACGCUCAUAGACACUGCGCUACAUUCCCCAGAGGGCUUAGCAGUGGACUGGGUCCAUAAGAACAUCUACUGGACCGACUCUGGGCACAAAACUAUCUCUGUGGCGACUGGCGAUGGCAAGAAGAGGAAGGUGUUGAUCCACACAGAGCUUGGGGAACCGCGUGCCAUCGCUGUUGACCCAAGACAAGGGUUCAUGUACUGGUCAGACUGGGGAACGCAGGCGAAGAUCGAGAAAGCCGGAAUGAACGGGGUUGAUAGACAGGUUCUGGUUUCAGAAAGGAUCGAGUGGCCCAAUGGGAUUGCGCUCGAUCUGUCUAGUAGACGACUCUACUGGGUGGAUUCCAAGCUCCAUCUGAUCUCCAGUGUGGACCUGAACGGGGACAACCGUAGAGUUCUGCUGUCCUCCAUGGAUCAUCUCGGACAUCCCUUUGCUCUUACUCUUUUUGAGGACCGGGUUUACUGGACAGACUUGAAGGAUGAGGCUAUCUACAGUGUAAACCGGCUGACGGGACAUGAUGUGGCAAUGCUGGCUCAACAUCUCAACAACCCACUGGACGUGGUGGUGUUCCACGAGCUCCGGCAGCCUCAAGCUCCAGAUACAUGCAACAUGGGGAGUUUGCCCAAUGGUGGCUGUGAGUACCUGUGCCUCAGAGCUCCUCAGAUUACAGACCACUCACCCAAGUACACGUGUGCCUGUCCCGACAACAUGGAACUGGGCCCAGACAUGCGCCGCUGUGUGACAGUCAAACCCAAGACGACAACUUCUGCAAGUACAACCACUACUACGACACCAGAACCUUCUAUUACUGUCACUCCUACAACCACCACUCCAGUUACAAACACAGAUACUCCUACAACAACCAGUACAAUCUCCACAACUACACCUACAGCUACAGUAUCAAGUACAACCAACAUCAGCCCUAGCACCACCACUCAUUCCAGCACCACACACUCCACAGCCACUUCAACCCUAGUGACCACUCAGUCUAGCACUACAUCGCCAUGGAAACAGCCAACCUCCACCCAGACGCCGGCAGAUCACAGACAGACAUCUACAACCAUCACCCACGGCAACAGCAUACAAGGGGCCAAUGGCAAUCUCUCUCAUCGCGCUGGCAGUGGAAAUGACCACUUCCUUCUUGGUAGCAAUAUAACUGUUGCAGUUUUGGGUAUUGUCAUUCCAAUAGUUCCUAUCCUUGCCACAGUGGUCAUCGGCCUGAUGUGUACCGGAGGCUACCUGGUGUGGCGCAACUGGAGGAGACGAAACACCAAGAGCAUGAACUUCGACAACCCUGUUUAUCGCAAGACCACAGAGGAUGACGACGACGAAAUCCACAUCGGCCGCAGCGAGGAGAUCGGCCACGUCUAUCCUGCAGUGAGUGGCAGUGCCAGACAGCCAUACCUAGCACUGCCACUAGGGGGCAGUAUCCCAGACCCCGCAGCUCACUGGUACUCAGGGGCACCUAUGCUCUCCAGCGCAAAGUGAACAAAGAGAGGAAGACAAUCGGAUAGUGAUAAAAAUGUGGGCGGGGCUAAGACAGCGUUCCCUAAGAGAGGGCGUUUUGCUACCUCUUUCGUCACACAUAUUUAUACCCAUAAUUCACCACACAUUUCCAUUCAAAUGUAUGUUUAAUUAGUGUACGGAUUACCAUGUGAGGUUUCAUUAGUCUGUAUGUGUUUCCCAUAGGCUGAUUCCGAAAUCGCGUACUCUCUGAGUAGGUACCAUUUUUAAUAAGUAAAGUAUUUUUCGGACUAUAAGUCGCACCUGAGUAUAAGUCGCAUCAAUCCAAAAAUACGUCAUGAUGAGGAAAAAACGUAUGUAAGUCGCACUGGACUGUAAGUCGCAUUUAUUUAGAACCAAGAACCAAGAGAAAACAGCCACGAGAGGGCGCUAUAUGCUGCUCAGUGUAUACUACAGGGCAUAGAGCGCCCUCUCGCGGCUGAAGAAUUUAAUGUUUUCUUUCUAUUUCUCUUGGUUCAUGUCUCUCGGUUCAUGUCAAAUUAAUUUUGAUAAAUAAGUCGCACCUGACUAUAAGUCGCAGGACCAGCCAAGUGCGCUUAUAGUCCGGAAAAUACGGUAAUUACUUUGCGACCGUUAAAAAAUGUGUUCUAGUAAAUAGUAUGAAUGUGUUUAGUUUGAAUUUAAUCCAGAUGUACUACAUUCGCCAGAUUGUCAUUAUCAUGUGACCUAUCACCCAUUCACUGCCAAUCACAAAUUCUUUCCUCUGGCCUCAUGGGAUAGAAAAGAGUAAAGUUGAUGGGAACUGUUCACCUAUUGUUUUAAGACUACUAUGAAGUGGUACAUACUACUCUUUUCCUUUCCUUUUUUUUUUGCUUACUAUAUACUACAGGAGUAUGCGAUUUUGGGUGCAGCCAUGGUCUUUGGUUUCCUCGAGUUGUGUGUGUGUGAAGCUUUAAAUGCUUUCCUCGUUUGAAAGCUUUGAAAUUGUGCUCUCCCUUUAUCCAAUAGUUGUUGUUGUUGUUCUUUUUAUUAAUUCAGUGCAACUACUUUAGGGAUGAGCAACGAGCACCUUAAAUGACUGGACAAUCUUUUAAUAUAUUCUAAUUUAUUUAUUAAUUUAGGUGUUUGCUGGUAAUUUAUUUGGAUGGUGUAAUGAUUAAUUAAUAUAUUUGCAUAACGGUCGGCCUGGGUUAAAAUCGCUACCAUGGCGCUGUUGAGAGCUGUUAUUCAGAGUGAGGGAUUAUAACAGUGUGAUUUGAACCUCCUGUGCUACAGUCAGCAUGUCAAGCACAAGCAGAGAUAAAGACAUCAGUCGCGCACCAGAAACGGGGCGGGCCGCCCCAGUGGCAUAACAGGAUUCUCUCCAGUGCCACACACAUCGCGCUCUUCAUGGUGUGUGUGUGUGUGGGGCAGGGGAUCUGCAUAUUGGAUGUUUCUGUAGCCGUCUCCUUCUCCAUGGUCCUUCUCAUUUUUUCCUAUGUGUUUAUUUCUCACCCUUUCUCUCAACACGUGUAACUGUUGUUUUUAUUUGCUCUCCGCAGCGCGUGGCGCUCAAUCGGGACGAUGACGGAUUCCCCUGAGGGGAUUCUUGUACUUGCACUCUCCUUCUCCAUCCCUGAAUCCAUGCGUCCUUUAGUCCUCCAUCUCUCCUUCCAUCGAGGAGGUCGCACGAAACAACGCAGCAAGGUGCAGUUAGCCAAAAGGACACAGGAGCACUUGCUCUCCACAGCCGAGAGCUACAAACUGGGUUUGUCUUCUCAUAGUGUCUUUUCCAGCCCUUAAGCCCUCAGUUCAGGCAAUAAUCACUAAUUCUAAAAUUAAACUACUAGCAUCAUUCUUGCUCUGUGUCAGUAGUUAUAAGUAGUGCUGUCUAAUGAUGACUAAAUUCAUAGCUCAUCACGUCAGUAGUUGCUAACAUUCAGUAGCUCUCCUGUAAACCUCGUGCUGUAGUUUUCUCUUUCUUUUAUUAGAAAUAAUUGUAUUACUGGUUAAGCUGGUUGGAGCUGAGCUAUGGCCAUUUUGUCUGGCAAAACUUGUUGGGAGAGAAUUGUGGGCAGUCCAUGCUGUUAGCAUAGGAGAUGAAUAGAAGGAAAUAUGAAAUAGGUUUGGAGAUAGGAUGUGGAAAAUUCAUAUUUGCAGACAUAACACAAAUUCCUCCAUGUGGCUGUUAUGCAUUCAUAUAAUCUCACAAGCAAAUAAUAUACCACAAAAAAUAAGAUUUACCUGUAAAUAAGUCAGAGUCUGUAAUUUUCCAUCCUCCUGCUUACAUAUUUCUAAUGCCAAGACUAGUGUUCCUUGGCGUCUUCCAUAGUCGCUCGAGUCAGAUUGGACCCUUCUAAAAGAUCUGCAGCCACUGUCUGGAGAUGAAGGGUUUCACCUCCCAGCUUUGAGAGGUAAUAAUAUAUUUUCCAUUUUUAUUUAUUUCCAGCACUGGGUCUUCCAUUUUUUUCAAGUUUCUAGUACCAACUAAAAUCUUCCUGCCCAGGCACAUUUAUAACCCCAAAAAUGUAACUCAGGAUGUCAGUUUUUCUAAAAUAAAAUCAGUUAUCGAUAUAAUCUGUGUGGUUUGUUAUCACAAACACGCUUAUAGAUACGGUAGCCAAGGAUUGAUAAUGGCUUAAAUGCUGUUUGUUCAUAUCUACAGUCUAGAUCGCUCCCUCUCAGACACACAAAAAUACACACAUGUUCUCGCACAAACAUAAAUGUGUCUUUUCCGCCCCUACAUUCGUCAUGCCUUGGAGAAAACUCUUAAGCAUUUAGCAUGCUGACAAAGAAGACAUUGUCUGCCAUAUUGGGUAACUUAAUGGCGGGAUGGAUUCGAGUCUUAGAACAAAGCUUUGCUCCUUUGAACAGUCAUUUGUUCAACACGUGGCACAGGAAAUGAGGAGUGCCUGAAUAUAGGCUUCCUGUACAUAUCAACUCUCCAACUCUCUGUGUGUGAUGAAUGAGUGCUUGGUUAUUUCUGUAUCACUGUCAGAGAGACACUGACUGAUUGGACAAUGUAAAAAAAAAAACCUAGCCUAAAUUGAUGGGUCGAAAGGGCUCUGAUGGAUUUAGAAAAGUGGUUAUCCCACUUUGUCCAAGACUAACUGAAAUAAACUAAAAAGAAAAUAUGUAAUUGGUGCCCCCCUGAUAGUUUGCUAUUUGUUCUGGUUGAGAACCACUGAUUUAUAGAUCCUAAAGACCAUUAAGGCCAUCUUAACUACAUCUAAACCAUCUAAAACCAGCAAAAAAUAAUAAUAACUUAGGCUGGGUUAAGAUUUUCUAGCAGGGAUCAAAACUUGACAUGUGAAAGUAUGUUUCUUUGUUACUGGGGUGUGAUGUUAGAUCAGAUGGUUUUGAAGAACUAGGGAGUUGCCCUUUGUUGGAGGCUACCGAAAGUCCCUUAGAUGUAUGGUUGGUUCUGGCCCGCAUGUGGCUGGUCUCGGAGAUGUAUGGUUGGUUCUGGCCCGCAUGUGGCUGGUCUCGCAUCUGGAGCCACCUUUGCUCUUCUCUGCUGUGAUGAGGCAUCUUGUGUGUGGUUCUUGUGAAACAUCCCUCCACAUUUCAAAGAAUCCUCCAUUAAGUCACUGUUUGCUUUCCAUUAGGAAGAGAGACCAUGUGGGAGUUUCGUUGCUCAGGCUUUUGUCUGUGAAGAUUAAAGAAGCUCUAGUCUGUACUUGAUUUUCUGAUCAAAUAGGCGUGAGAUGUCUUCACUGAAGACAUGUUUUGGAGAUAACAGACCUAUUGUCGUCGAUAUUAUAAUUUGAAUCUUCAUUCAUCCUUAACCAUUUCUCAAACGGUGUAUACAGUAUGGAAAGUAUAAUGGAUGAAUGGACUUUGGAAGCAGUAGCAGUUUAGAUGUUUUGAGUACUUUUAAAAAAAAAUAACGGUUCUGAAAAAGUGAAACUUUAGUUUUCGAUUUGAGAAUCUAAGACUAGCAAUACAGGGUAAUCAAACUGCUUAAUGUGCUUUUUCAGAACUUUCAUGUCAUAAAUUAUUGUUUGAUUUAUAAAUUUGUUUUCUUCAGAAGCGCCUUCCAUGGAUUUAUUAGAUCUAGUUUGCUGGUAUUUUGGGCACAUCAGCUGGUUUCAGCUGAAACCAACUGAGCACCAGGCUAGGAGACCAACUAAAAUAAAAAUAUAAAGAUUUUGGGCACUUUUUAGACUGGUUUAGAAUGGAAGGCAAGCUUUCUUGACCAGCUAAACCAACUGGACACCAGGCUAGGAGACCAACUAAAAUGAGAAAAAAAAAACAGCCUAAACUGGUUUCAGAUGGAAUUUGGACACUUAUCAGUUGGUUUAGGCUGGAAGACAAGCUUGUUGAACAGCUGAAACCAACUGGACACCAAACAAACUAAGACCAGAAACUGGUUUUAAAUGGAUUUUAUGCCCUUGCCAGUUGGUAAGGUUGGCAAACCAGCUUGCUGACCAGCUAAACCAACUGAAAAUCAGCAUAGCCAUCCUGGAAGACCAGUUAAGAAUAACAAAUAAGCUUAGGCUGAUUUAAUCAGGGUUUUUUUUUAAUCAUGAAUGUUUCUUUCUCCUGACCCCAAACUCAUCAUAGUUUUGAGAUGCUACUCUAGAGUUAGUGCAAAAAAAAAAUAGUUGCAUUGAGCUCUCUAGCUGUCAAGGUUUUUACAAACAGAUCACUUAGUUUAUUAUAAUUUAUAAACACAUGUUCAGUCUGGUCACAGAAGGUUCUAGAACAGGCUUUUAGACCUUGGAUUUUCAGCCUCUCUGUACAGUAGAUAACAAGCAGUACUUCAUGACUGUUCUCCAUCAUUCUUACUCUAUGCAUAUGUAACGGCGAGUCCUGCCUUCCUUUAGCACUGCAGGGAUUCGCCACGCUGCUCCUUCACCCCACUCCACUGUGACUAACAUUCGUAAUAUCCGUAACUCCUCCUCAUCACCGUCUACCUGUCAUCCACAUCGGCCCAACGUUGCUUUUGAAAGGGCUACCAUUCUUUUAAAACGGACGAUAUGCCGAAACCUCUCCUGGAACAGUGCUGUUUAGUUUGGUGGACUUGUAGAGCUGAACCACUGAAGAGUCAUGAUAACAUUCCCGUCUGUUCUCUUUGUGACCUGUGGGAGAAAAAAACGGUUUGCCCCUGAGAUCAUGUUGACAAAAGUGUAUAUUACUUGAAGAACUGUUCAUAUUUUGUAUGGUUUGUAGGGGGGAGGAAGGAGGGCCUGUCAUUCCUGUCAUUUGAGGAAACAUGCGUCCAUAGCUGUAUGGAGACAUUUUGUACGCUGUUUGUUGCACAAACUUUUUCAAGAAGCCUUCUGCACUGUAUAAAUGAUUACAUAGGAUGGGGGGAGGGGUAGCCGUUGCAGUCCAAUGAGUCUGAAUCAUGAUUUGUAAAUAUGUUUUCAUACAGCAAAACUUUUGAUAAGGUUUUAAACUUUUCUUGUAAAAUGAAGAUGUGUAUAUUAGUCUCCUAGACAAAAAAUGAGUGUAGACCAUAUGGAUUUAUAUGUACUCAAAAGCACUGGAUUUCUUUACUACUUGAUUGUAACUAAAAAUUAACAAUCUGCCAAAGUGUUUGUAUUUAUUUUUCUUCCUCCCGUUCUUAAUUUUAUUUUUGCAUUUUAACCGCAAACAUCGCAGAAAUAGUGUUUAAUUUGUACUUGUACCUUUAUUUAUUAGAUACAUUUAAUUGAAAUUCUAUUUAAUAGAUUAGACUUAGUGUUGAAAGAGAGGGUUACAGUUUAAUUUAUUGGUGCCUUGUAUGUGUUCAUGUAUUUUUUCCUAUAAUGUUAUGUUUUGUUUGCUUUUCUGCUGUCUGUCAGUGGGUCGGAGGUGGUGGGAACAGGGAGGGGGUUUUAACAUUAGCAAAACUGUACUUACAUGGAAUUUCUGUACUGUAUGCCAAAAUGGUCACACUCACGUUUCUAUGAAAUUCAAGUUGUUGAUAAAUAUCUAUAUAUUGAUAUAUUAAAUUGUUCAAAAUA